Molecule: messenger RNA, 602 nt
Organism: Punica granatum (pomegranate)
Lineage: Eukaryota; Viridiplantae; Streptophyta; Magnoliopsida; Myrtales; Lythraceae
Source: RefSeq, a predicted model, not a curated record
AUUCAUUCCCACAAACAGCAAGCAAAGCUGCAGUGAUCAUCAAACCAUAGGAAGAUCAGUGAGGAUGAAGGCCGCAUACAUCGUGGUGUUCUUACUUGUGCUGCUUGCAGCCGAACAAGCAGAGAUAGCCGAGGGGGUGACCUGCAAGCCCACCGAGCUCAGCUCCUGUGUGAGUGCGAUCACGUCCUCGACCCCUCCGUCGAAGCUCUGCUGCAGCAAGAUCAGGGAGCAGAAGCCCUGCCUCUGCCAGUACCUCAAGAACCCGAAGCUCAAGAAGUUUGUCAACACCCCUAAUGCCAGGAAAGUCGCCCAGACCUGCGGGACUCCCUUCCCCAGGUGCUAAGUAGUAGUAGUAUGACAUAUAAGAGAGCCUCCACUUAUCGACGAGUGACUUGUUCGUCAUACUACUUCGCGUGGUUUGCUUACGAUUAUCGUAUGGUCUAGUUAUGAUGAAAAUAACUUCAAGGUCAUGUAUUCGGGAUCUAGUGUGUUCGUCGUAAUGUACUAAGUAUCAGUAUUCCAUAUGUCUGUCAAAGGCCUUCUUCAGUUGUGGGAAUUGUUCUUCAGAAUGAAAUAGAAAUCCAUUAGAUAAUGGAAUGAAA